UUCACCCUGAUGGGAUUUGUUAAUCCCGCUUCUUUUCUCUUUUUUUACUUUCCCUCUGGUGUUAAAGCUGCAGGUGAGCGCGUGCUGUCAGGUUUUAAACAGGCCACGCCCACUCGUUGUGACGUCACAGCUCGGCUCCAGGUGGAGCUCAUUUGGUUUUUCUCUCCUGCUGCUGAUUUCUGUGUUUCUCUGAAGCAGCAGGGCGGGCAGAACCACGUGGAUCCGUCCGGAGACGGUGGAGUUAAAGCGAUUAGAGACAGAAAACAUAAAGCGUGUUUGUUUUCAGGGCCCGGCGGCACUCCAGGCCCCCUGCUGCUACUCUGUGUUGGUGGCUGUGGCCCCCCACUGAGAGGCCCCCCGCUGAGGACCCCCCUGUGGAGCUUCCUCCCUACGAGGCCCCCGUCAGUCCGUCCAUCCGGUCAGGACUUCACCUGGACGCUCACAGGAUCCCUCGCAGCCUGGCUGCUGUUUGUUUGUGCGCCCUGUGUGAAGCUGUGGCGGCCUUGGAGGCCUCGGCGGCGGCAGCACACUGCUGCAGCAGGUCCUGCAGCACAGCUUCCCGUCGGCCUGCACAGCGUCGGUGUCCUGCAGGAAACAAAAGCCUCCAUACUCUGACCUGAGACAAACACUCAGAGCGAGACGCUUCGUCUUUCAGCCAAACGGCAGGAAAAACCCAAGAUCCUGCAGCUCCGAGAUGUCGGAACUGGAUCCAUCAGGUUCUGGUGCUAAACAUCUACAGGAACCAAAGCUGGGAAAAUGUACAGAUCCGCCUUCAGAGGAGGAAGAGAACCAUUGGAAAAAAGAAGUCCCUUUAAAAUCACAAAUUUAACUUUUUAUUUCAGCAGACUAAAGUAAAAAUCUGGAGUAAAUGUGAAAAAUUCCGAGAAAAAAUCAUAACUGAGGGGAAAAAAGUUAAAAUUCUGUGGAAAAGUGAGAAUUCCCUUUUUUCAGGGACCCUAAGCCUCUUCCAUAUCCAUCCACAUGUAAACUCUAUGUAACAUCACUAAUAACGAUCAUUAAUAAAAACUCUGACCUAA
Messenger RNA from Poecilia reticulata (guppy), 1037 nucleotides. NCBI's taxonomy places the organism in Eukaryota, Metazoa, Chordata, Actinopteri, Cyprinodontiformes, Poeciliidae. The record is from RefSeq and is a predicted model, not a curated record.